AUUCGUGCCUGUCUGUGGCAGUCUGCGGAGGGAAGAGCAGUCUGCGGAGGGAAGAGCUGGUAGAAGCACUCUGCUACAGGACUAAGCUCUAUUUUCAAAUAUAUAGAGCCAGCCUGGAUUCUGCCUUCCCUCUCCUGGCUUCUCCAGUGAGCUGCUCUGCUCAAUCUGUGCUGAGAUCUCCUUUUGAUCUGGGCACCUGUUCCAACUCAUCAGCCAGGUGAAGGUGAUUCUUUCUCUGUCUCCCUCAGCCAUUGUUUUGGGGCUUCUUUUCCUCCCUCCCUCCUCUCUGUGUUCAGCCCUGCCUCAUGCUUUGAGUGAGUGGGUUUGGCUGUGGCUUGCAGUGCGCGUGGAGCUCCAGAAUAUUCCUCACUAGAGUGAAGGUGUGGAACACUGGAGUAGAAUACUGAGACAGAACAGUGAGGUGUUUUGGUGAGGUAGAAUUAUUUUGUAGAAUACUGAUUUAGAACACUGAGGUAGAAUUUCUGAGUAGCAUUCUGAGCUGGAACUUUAGCAAUAACUUUAAUUCUGAAGUAGAAUACUGUGGUGGAAUACUUGAUCGGAAUACUGAGCUAGAAGUAUUUUGUGGAACAUUGAGGUAGGUACUGUAGAGUAGGGAGGAUGGGGGGUCAUACUGCAGUGGUGUGUUUGGUUCUGCUGGCCCUAUGCUGUGUGCUACUGCUAAGAGGAGGGGAGAGCGCAGGAGGCAUAGUCUCUAUAGGCCAGGCUGUGGAGGAGAGAGGGAUGGAUGGAGGAAUGGAGGCCCUACAUGGAGAGGAGUCCCAGGAUGAGCCGGCUAAAGAACAGGAGCUCACAGAGACGCAAAGACAGACUGGCAAGGCAAAGAGAGCCACAGAGGAAGAAGCCGCACCAGCCCGGGUCAGGAGAGCCCCAGAGGAGGAGGAGGGCAAAGGGAAGAAAAAAAAGGGUAAGAAGGACAAGAAGAACAAGGAGUCUAAAGCAGACAAAAAGCUGAAGGACAAGGGAGGCCGCCGCGGCAAAGCACCAACAACUCCACCACCGACAACUACCACACUACCACCGACCACUACCACAGAGGUGUACACAGAGCCAGAGGAUGACUACUGGAACCCUGAUGAUGAUAAGCCAGCCACCCCAGAGACUGACUCAGAGGAUGACUACUGGAACCCUGAUGAUGAUAAGCCAGCCACCCCAGAGACUGACUCAGAGGAUGAGUACUGGAACCCUGAUGAUGAUAAGCCAGCCACCCCAGAGACUGACUCAGAGGAUGACUACUGGAACCCUGAUGAUGAUAAGCCAGCCACCCCAGAGACUGACUCAGAGGAUGACUACUGGAACCCUGAUGAUAAUAAGCCAGCCACCCCAGAGACUGACUCAGAGGAUGAGUACUGGAACCCUGAUGAUGAUAAGCCAGCCACCCCAGAGACUGACUCAGAGGAUGACUACUGGAACCCUGAUGAUGAUAAGCCAGCCACCCCUAGAACCCUGACUGACUCAGAGGAUGAGUACUGGAACCCUGAUGAUGAUAAGCCAGCCACCCCAGAGACUGACUCAGAGGAUGAGUACUGGAACCCUGAUGAUGAUAUGCCAGCCACCCCAGAGACUGACUCAGAGGAUGACUUCUGGAAGGGAGAGGAGGAGGAGCCUGCAGGCCCAGUGGUCGACCCAGAAGAUGACUAUUGGAAGGGAGAGGACCCGACGGCCACAUCCCCCCCUCUUGUGGUGGAUGGAGAGGUGGACACGGGAGAUGAAGACUACUGGGAAGCCAAAUAUGAGGUGCCCGAGAAUCUUCCUUUCCCUGACGGUAAAGAGGUCGUCCCCACAGAGAAAGAUGACUUGAGCUACGCUGUCACAGAGGAUUCUAUUACACCACCACCUACCCAUGAAAGUCCAUGGUACGAGGAGUAUGACUAUGGAUAUAGUGGUGGAGAGACAAAAAAACAGGAGGAGGAGGAGGAGAGGGAAAGACAAAGGAAAGAAAAGGAGAGAGAGGACAGAGAGAGAGCUCAGCAGAGGAGGGAGGAGGAAGAUAGGGAAAAAGCCAAGAAGAGACCACCCGUAUUCAAAGAGCCCAAAAAGUGUCCUCCCCUGGGUAUGGAGUCUCACAGGAUAGAAUCAGACCAGCUGCUGGCCUCCUCCAUGUCUCACCACCGUUACAGCCAGGGCAGGGCACGGCUCAACAUGCAGGCUUCAGAGGAUGAGGACGACAUGCAUGGUGGGGCGUGGUGUCCUAACCAAGGGGACAACAUUCACUGGUUUGAGAUUGACGCUCGCAAAGUAACAGAGUUUACUGGGAUCAUAACACAAGGACGAGACUCACGCAAUGAGAGUGACUUUGUCACAUCGUACUAUGUGCAAUUCAGUAAUGACAGCAGAGAAUGGACAACCAUGAAUGACGGUUACUCUGACUGGUUGUUCUUUGGUAACUCUGAUAAGGACACCCCAGUGCUGAAUCAGUUAGCUGAGCCCAUACUAGCUCGCUACAUCAGAGUCAUCCCUCAGAGCUGGAACGGCAGUUGCUGUAUGAGGCUGGAGGUGCUGGGAUGCCCACUGCCUGACCCCACCAGUGCCUACCAGAGGUUGCAGAAUGAGGUGACUCCAGUCCAGUACCUGGACUUCAGACAUCACAACUACUCAGAUAUGGUCACGCUGAUGAAGUCUGUGUCUGAGGAGUGUCCCAACAUCACCAGUAUGUACAGCCUGGGCCGCAGCUCCAAUGGACUAGACAUCGUGGCCAUGGUGAUAUCAGGCAACCCCACAGAACAUGAGAUAGGUGAGCCAGAGUUCCGAUACACGGCUGGUCUCCAUGGAAAUGAGGCAACAGGGCGGGAGAUGGUUCUUCUUCUGAUGCAGUACCUUUGUAAGGAGUACAGAGACGGCAACCCCAGAGUGCGCCGCCUGGUGGAGGGAAUGCGUACCCACCUGGUGCCCUCUCUGAAUCCUGACGGACAGGAGAAGGCCCUCAUAGUGGGUUCAGAGUUGAGUGGUUGGACCACAGGCCACUGGACGGAGGACGGCCAUGACAUCUUCCACAACUUCCCCGACCUGAACAGUGUUCUGUGGGAGGCAGAGGACAAGGGUAUGGUGCCCAAACUGACCCCCAAUCACCAUGUCAAGAUCCCUGCUGACACAGUGGGGGACGACAAGAUAGCUGUGGAGACUCAAGCCAUCAUCUCAUGGAUGGAGAGCCACCCGUUUGUACUGGGGGCCAACUUCCAGGGAGGGGAGAGGGUAGUGGCCUACCCCUACGACAACCACCGCCUAACCAAGGCCGCCAGCACCAGCGAGAGAGACCGGGCACACAGCCGCAAGAAGAGACAGUUCGAGGAUGAGUAUGACAGAGGGGCAGAUUGGGAUAGAGGCUACGACCGUGAGGAGCCAGAGGAUGAUGAUAGAAACAGGGGAUACCAGGAACCAGAAGAAGAGCGUUGGAACAGGGGAUACCAGGAACCAGAAGAGGACCGGCGGAACAGGGGAUACCAGGAACCAGAAGAGGACCGGCGGAACAGGGGAUACCAGGAACCAGAAGAGGACCGGCGGAACAGGGGAUACCAGGAACCAGAAGAGGAGCGUUGGAACAGGGGAUACCAGCAGCCGGAAGAGGACCGAUGGAACAGAGGAUACCAGGAACCAGAAGAGGAGCGUUGGAACAGGGGAUACCAGCAGCCGGAAGAGGACCGGCAGAACAGGGAGCUGGAGGAGGAGUGGAGGGGGCAUGGCUAUGGCCACAGAGAAGAGGAAGAAGAGGAUGACAGAGGGGGACAUCAGGAAGCAGAGCCUGAGGAUGAACCCAGGACCACGGCAGACGCCUCCUUUUUCAGGUGGUUGGCUAUCUCCUACGCCUCCACUCACCUGUCCAUGACAUACACUUCCCACGGCUCCUGUCAUGGCGAUGACAUCACUGGCGGCGUCGGAAUCAUCAACCGCGCCAAGUGGAAGCCCAUCACAGGAAGUAUGAAUGAUUUCAGCUACCUGCACACUAACUGUCUGGAGCUGUCAAUGUUCCUGGGCUGUGAUAAGUUCCCCCAUCAGAGUGAGCUGGUCAUUGAGUGGGAGAAGAACAGAGAGGCCAUGCUCACCUUCAUGGAGCAGGUACAUCGUGGGAUCAGGGGCGUGGUGAAAGACAAUGAGGGGAACCCCAUCACUAAUGCCACAGUGUCUGUAGAGGGGGUCAACCAUGAUGUCACUACAGCUGUAACAGGGGACUACUGGCGCUUGUUGAACCCAGGUGAGUACCGUGUGACGGUGCGGGCAGAAGGCUUCACCCCCCUGACCAAGCUGUGUGUGGUGGGCUACGAGCCAGGGGCAACUACCUGCAGCUUUAACCUGGCCAAGUCCAACUGGGACCGCAUCAAACAGAUCAUGGCCCUGCACGGCAACAAGCCCAUCCGCUUGCUCAGCCACGGCAACGGUGGAACACGACGGAACACCGCCUCCAACGGUAACAGCCGUGUGGUGCAUAACAAUGGCGCUGCCGCCAAUGAACCUGAGACGAGUCGCAUGCGCCAGCAAAAGCGGAGGCUCGGCCGCCUCCGUCGUCUACGACAACAGAAACUGAUGAGAUCGACAACAACUUUGCCCCCGACAACCACACCGGUUCCCACGACAACAGAGGCAGAGCCCACCACUGCCUGGUACGACUCGUGGCUCAUAGGAGAGGGGCAAACAUCAGCUCCAGAAGGUUUCACAGACUCCAUCUUGGAUUACAACUACGAGAUCGACGAUUACUAAGGGUAACACCAAGACCGUGUUCCAAUACAUCCUUUCUCCCCAUUUCCUUAAAAUAAUCAAGGUAGGGAAGGAAGAAGUUGAACAGGACCAAUUUGUCAGUCAAGCCCAGACUGUUAACUCAAUUCCUGGACAAUUAAGUGACCCCUUGAAAAUCUGAGUGGACUGGAUCUGUUUAAGCAAUAUGGCUUAAUCUCAUUUACAUCUCCAAUAGGAUAGAUUGACUCUCUCCCUCCUAUAUUACUGAACCCAUCCAUUCUUUCAGAUCUACAAAUGGGCCACAAGAAGCGUUUAGGUAUAUUUACAGAAACUCAAAAGGAACAAUGAUGUUGAAUAGUCAGGCACACACGCUAAUGUCAAGUGUUCUGUAUAACUGCUUGAGUAGGUCUUUUGAUACAAAGUUCAACACAAAUGAAAAUGUCAGUACCGAUAUCUGGGAAGGUCCUUUUACACCAAUUCAAGGCCUUCCUAGAGAAUGUGCUUCAGAGAUCAUGUAUAUGUGCUGGUUGUAAAUUAAAUGUAUUUUUACCACCUCCACCCCUGAAGAGUAAAUAGAAAGAAGCAAAAUGUAUUUCUUUGAAAAAAGUGAGGAUUUAUUUACAUUAUUUUCACCCAUGACAGCAAAACCAUAAUACCGACAGACAUUAAAAUGUUAACUUCACAAAAUGUUAGUUGAAGGUUGAGAGAACUCGAGAGAUUUUCUGAAAUGUUCCUCAUAACGUAGCUGAGGAAAGUUAUUUUUUCAAUGAAUAAAGGCUCAUUUACAUACAG
Messenger RNA from Oncorhynchus gorbuscha (pink salmon), 5478 nucleotides. Its product is annotated as inactive carboxypeptidase-like protein X2. The transcript has 22 exons. The record is from RefSeq and is a predicted model, not a curated record. Gene Ontology annotation, biological process: proteolysis; negative regulation of transcription by RNA polymerase II. Gene Ontology annotation, molecular function: metallocarboxypeptidase activity; zinc ion binding; RNA polymerase II transcription regulatory region sequence-specific DNA binding. NCBI's taxonomy places the organism in Eukaryota, Metazoa, Chordata, Actinopteri, Salmoniformes, Salmonidae. Bases 619 to 4710 code for a protein of 1363 amino acids.